AUGACCGCCUUAGUAUGGAGGAAUCCGAAGGCUCCUAUUCAUCACUGGAAAAGUCCUGCCGGCGCCUGGCAAAGAAUACAUGUCUUUUUCGCAGGCCCAAUAUCUGGAUUCCAGCUACUCAUAGUUGUAGAUGCCUUCUCCAAAUGGGUGGAGAUAAUACCCACAAAAACAACUACGAGCUCAUUCUGUACACAGACAUUAGAUGAAUUGUUUGACACAUUUGGGUUCCCGUAUGUUUUGGUGUCCGAGAAUGGAAGACAAUUUGUAUCUCAGGAAUUCGAGAAUUUUUUGACCAAUAACGGCAUCACCAUUAAGAAGGCAUUGCAUAAAUUAGAGGGGGAGAGUGGCGGAAUAUUACACAAAGUCCGGACAGUCAAAACUCUACUUCGGGCCACCCCGGUCAACUCUGGGAACUCACCAUAUAUGCUUAUGUUUGGACGACAAAUAAGAACUAGGCUAGCCGCGAAGAUCCGUGCGCGACCAAAGUCUGAACCCCGACUUGGUAUCAUUGUGAGAGAGUUCUUACCAGGGAGCAGAGUUCAAGCUCGUAACUACUCCAUACCUGGGAGCAAGUGGGAGUUCGGUAGAGUGACCCGUCGUCUCGGAAACCUACAUUACCAGAUCGAAACUGAGGACGGCCGCAUCUGGAUCCGCCACCUGGACCAGCUGCUCCCGGCUCCAGGGAUUCUUGGGAAUCACGGCGGAGGUGUGUAUACAUAG
This is a messenger RNA of Hyposmocoma kahamanoa, 720 nucleotides long. RefSeq lists its product as uncharacterized. Gene Ontology annotation, biological process: DNA integration. The coding region runs from base 1 to 720 and encodes 239 amino acids. The transcript has 2 exons. NCBI's taxonomy places the organism in Eukaryota, Metazoa, Arthropoda, Insecta, Lepidoptera, Cosmopterigidae. The record is from RefSeq and is a predicted model, not a curated record. Gene Ontology annotation, molecular function: nucleic acid binding.